AUGGCACUGAGAGUAGCCAAGGCAUAUCGUACGGUCUCUACGAAUGAUAUUUUAGUAGUCGCUGGUAUGGUACCAGUGCAUCUAAAAGCGAUGGAGCAACAAUGUAAGUUCAAGGCGCUGAAAGAAGGGUCAAUAGUCGAAAAGGGGAUGUUGAGAGUAUCGACGUAUAGAAAAUGGCAGUCGCUGUGGAACUCAACCAAGACGGGAAUAUGGACUAAGAGGCUGAUCGGCGAUGUCAGGAAAUGGAUAGACAGAAGAUUUGGCGAGACAGAUUUCAAUUUGUCUCAAAUGCUGACAGGACACGGGUGUUUCGGAUACUAUUUACAUAAGUACAAAAAGCGGGAUGACCCGGCGUGCGUGGAUUGUGGAUCACCGAUGGAUGAUGUAGAACACACCUUGUUCAGGUGUGACAGGUGGUGGUGA
Macrosiphum euphorbiae (potato aphid) is the source of this 423-nucleotide messenger RNA. The record is from the annotation of a GenBank genome assembly. NCBI's taxonomy places the organism in Eukaryota, Metazoa, Arthropoda, Insecta, Hemiptera, Aphididae.